Molecule: messenger RNA, 633 nt
Organism: Arachis ipaensis
Lineage: Eukaryota; Viridiplantae; Streptophyta; Magnoliopsida; Fabales; Fabaceae
Product: cysteine synthase-like
Source: RefSeq, a predicted model, not a curated record
AUGGAUCUGUACACAUUUGGUGACCAGAGAAUAGGGUUCCUGAAUUUGCAGCUGAAGAUGCAUAUACAUUUCUUGUUAAGUAGUCUGAAAGAUUUCUUCAGUAUAAGCAUAGAGAGUUCUACAUUGCUGGAAAAAGCUAUGCAGCAUUAUCAAACCACUGGCUCAGAGAUAUGGAAAGGUUCAGAAGAAAAAGUCGACAUGCUUGUAUGUGGGAUAGGUAGUGGUGGUAUCAUCACUGGUGCAGGAAAAUAUCUAAAAGAACAGAAUUCUAACUUAAAAUUGAUUGGUGUGGAACCAACUGAAAGUCCAGUGCUCUCAGGAGGAAAACCUGGUCCACACAAGAUUCAGGGGAUUGGUGCAGGCUUUGUCCCCAGUGUAUUAGAAGUAAAUCUUCUCGAUAAAAUCAUUCAAAUAUUAAGUGAAGAAGCUAUAGAAACUGCAAAGCAACUUAUGCUUAAAGAAGGCCUGUUUAUAAGUUCUCUAAUGUUUAUUCUCAUCAGUAACUUAUUUCUUCUCAAGAAACAUCUCACAUGUUGGAUUACUAGCUUGCUCUGGAGCGAUGUGUUAGAAAAGAUGCUUGUGUACAAAAUUGAUGCCAACAUGCUAGACUUUAUAUUGACUGAAAUAUGCUAG